UUUCUUUCCAAUCCGUCAAAGCCAUUUAGGCCAUGGCAGGAAGCGUGGAAUAUUGGAGAAGCUCCAAGCUCCUUCACCUAUAAAAGCUUCUGAUCGGAUUCCACACCAAAUAUCUCUCUUUUCUCUUUCUACAAAAGAAACUCUCUCAAAACUGCAAUACCGACAAUUUAUCACUAGCUCUCUCAAUUCUCUAUUAAUAUGGCAAGGCCUAAUCAAGAAGCAAUCGACACAUUUAUAAGCAUCACUGGCGUCACAGAAGCUGUCGCCGCGCAAAAGCUUGAGGAGCAUCAUGGUGAUCUCAAUGCAGCUGUCAAUGCACAUUUCAGUGAAGGAGAGAGAAGCACUAUCAAUGAAACUCCUAUUGUUGCUCCUCAAGAUGAUCUCAUGGAUAUAGAUGAUCCAGUUGAAGUUGCAUCUAGAAGAAAUCCUCUUUCAGUUCUAUCUGAGGCUAGUACAAUGAACCCAUUCUCAUUUCUUGAUCCACACUUUCGAAGAAGUCUGUUUGAUGGUGGUUCUGACUUUAUGAACCGUGAACCAUUUGUUUCACACCCAAGAGAGAGGAGAGAGAUACCUAUAGAGGUCAAGGAUGACAAUGAUGUAUCCGGCCAUUCUGGUCAUGCCCCUAUCAUUGAGGAUGUAACUGGAACUGAACAUGCACUGGGCCCAGAUAUUCGUGGGACUGUUAUAGUUGAUGAUGAAGAUGACAAUGAAAUUUCAACUGAUCUAACUGGAUGGUCUGCACAACAGACUGAGCAAAGAGGUGAUAUUUCUAGUGGCAGUGCUCAUGAGAGUCAUAGUAGACCGAGUGCUUCUGAAUUUGAUAAGUUGCCAGACUACGGCAAUGACAUUGAAGAAGAAAUGAUUCGUGCUGCCAUAGAAGCUUCAAAACAGGAGGCUCAGGCUGCAGAGCAAGAAAAAGCAUUGCGAGAGCAUCAGGGAAAAACCAGAGCACCAGAAAUGGGAGCUUCUAAGCUAGAUGAGGUGGAGUUGGGGACGGUAGUGACCUCAAAUGGAAGGUUUAGGACAGGAAAGUUAUCUAUUCAAGAGGAAUCUGAAGAUGUGGAUGAGCAGCCUCUUGUUAGGCAUAGAUCAAGACGUACAUCUUCUGGCUCUAUUGAAUCAGCCAGAGAAGUUGGAGUCAUUGAGGCUAGUCCACCAUCUAGUCCUGGACAGAGUAAUAUAAGCAGUCACACCCAGCACAAUGGAAAUGCCUUCCAUUCUGAUGAGUGGGGAGGCAUAUCUUCUGAGGAGCAUGAUGAAGCUGUCAUGCUUGAGGCUGCAAUGUUUGGUGGAAUUCCUGAAGGGACUGGAUAUCACUUUCCAUAUGCACCUCAUCAGCUCAUUCAGAGUGAAGGCCCUUAUUCACAGCGGAUGCCUCGUCCCCCUUCACCAUCCUUACAAUCUCAGCGGUUGAUCCGUGAACAGCAGGAUGACGAGUAUCUCGCAUCAUUGGCAGCUGACAGGGAAAAGGAGAUGAAGGCCAUGGAGGAAGCUGAAGCCCGUCGUUUGCAAGAAGAAGCUGCUAGGAAAGCUUCUCUUGAAGAAGAAAGGGAAAAAGAGGAAAAAUCUCGAAAGAAAUUGGAAGAAGAGCAGGAAUUUGAAAGACUUUUGGCAGCAAAAGAAGCUUCUCUGUCUCAGGAGCCAGAAUCCAAUGAUGAGAAAGCUGUUACACUUUUGGUGCGGAUGCCUGAUGGUACCCGUCGUGGCCGCCGAUUUCUCAAAUCUGACAACUUGCAGUCUCUUUUUGACUUCAUAGAUAUUGGUAGGGUGGUCAAGCCUGGCACUUAUAGACUGGUAAGGCCAUACCCAAGGCGUGCUUUCAGUGAUGGAGAAAGUGCACUGACACUGAAUGAACUUGGCCUGACCAGCAAACAGGAGGCCCUGUUCCUGGAGUUAAUCUAGAAAAGAAACAUUUUAAAAUUGUAGAAAAUUACUCCUUUGAAGAUUUAAUUUCAAUUAAACAUGAAGUGAUACAUCAAAGUGGGGAAAAGGCCCCCGGGGGGUGGGGUGGUGUUAUUUGGGUUUGUACUGUUCGGACAAAUUGCAGGAAAUUUGGGUAGAUGAAAACAUCUAGUUCUACUGAAGGAGCAUUACAAUUAUGGUUGGAGGGGCAGUACAAUUAAUGGUGAGCAUUUGUUUCAUCAUAUGUUUAAUCGUUAAUGAAUGCUUUUGUACAUAUUCAGUAAUUUAUGAUAUUAAGUUAAUUGGAUAGUAA
Molecule: messenger RNA, 2215 nt
Organism: Hevea brasiliensis (rubber tree)
Lineage: Eukaryota; Viridiplantae; Streptophyta; Magnoliopsida; Malpighiales; Euphorbiaceae
Product: plant UBX domain-containing protein 8
Exons: 10
Coding region: 199-1902 (567 amino acids)
Molecular function (GO): ubiquitin binding
Source: RefSeq, a predicted model, not a curated record